AUGUCCAAGUACGAGGACGAAUACGACAUGUCUGAUAGGUACGAGAUGGACCAGCAUAUGCUGGCCGCCGGUCGCCACGAGAAUUUGGCUCCCGAGCAAGAGGGUCUCAAGCGUGACCUCCGUCUCCGCCACAUGAUCAUGAUCGCCAUCUCUGGUACCAUCGGUACCGGUCUCUUCUUGACCUCCGGUGCAACCAUUGCCACUGCCGGUCCCGGUGGUGCUCUUCUCGCCUAUGUCAUCAUCGGUCUCUGGCUAGUCUUUGUCUGUCAGGCUAUCGGUGAAGUCGCUACCCUCUUGCCCCUCCCUGGUGCCUUCAACGCCUGGGGUGGUCGUGUCUUUGAUGAGGCCCUCUCCUUCCAAAUGACUUACAUGUAUUUCAUCUACUGGGCUUUGACCAUCCCUGCUGAGUUGUCUGCUUCUGCUGUUAUUAUCGAGUUCUGGAUUGGCAAGGAUUCGUCUUUCCCUUCCUGGGUCGUCCCCCUUAUCAUUAUCGUCUUGAUGGUCUUCAUCAACAUGGCCGGUGUCAAGACCUACGGAGAGCUCGAGUACUGGUUCUCUAUCCUCAAGGUUCUCACCAUUAUCAUCUUCAUCAUCUGCGGUAUCCUUGUUGAUGCUGGCGCCAUCGGUGGCACCACCUACGGUUUCUCCAACUGGCACAUCGAGGGGGCUCCCUUCAAGGGCGGUUUCAUGGGCUUCAUUGCUACCUUGGUCACUGUCGGAUAUUCCUAUGGUGGAUCCGAGAUGACUGGUGUCACUGCUGCCGAGUCCCGCAACCCCCACAAGCACGUCCCUAAGGCCGUCAACACCGUCUUGAUUCGUAUUGCCUUUUUUUACCUUAUUUCGAUCUUCUUGCUCGGCUCGAUCGUCGCCAACAACGACCCCCUGUUGAUCAACGCUGACGGAUCUGCUGCCCAUGCUCCUUUCACCAUUGUCUUUGUCAAGGCCGGUUUGAAAGGCGCUGCCAACUACAUGAAUGCCGUCGUUUUCACUUCUGUCUUCUCGGCCAUCAACUCUGACUACUACGUCGCCACCCGCAUGCUGUUGUCCCUCUCCCGUAACGGUUGGGCCCACAAGAGAAUCGGUUACACCAACUCGCGCGGUGUCCCAGUCGUCGCUCUCGGCAUCGUCACUUUCUGCUCGUGCUUGUCGUUGAUCACCAUCUUCGUCGGCUCCGGUGUCGUCUUCCAGUGGUUCGUCUCCAUCAUCGGCUCCAUCAUCUUCCAGUCCUGGAUCUUGAUCUUGUUCCUCCACUUCCGCUUCCGUUACUGCUGGAAGGCUCAGGGCCGUGCUGUCGGCGAACUCCCUUACGUCUCCUGGGGCUACCCUUACGGUAACAUCUUGGCCACCAUUAUCGGCUGCUGCUGCAUUAUUGCCACUUGGUACUUGUCGAUCAUCAACCCCCCUCAUCACCCCGGUGCUGAUGCCUCGGAGGACAUGUUGGCCACCUACCAUGAGGAGCGCGAUGCGUAUAUCCAGGGUCUUUUGGGCGCCUGGUUCCCCUGGGUCAUGUCCGCCAUCUUGUUCUUCUCAUACAAGUUCACGCGUGGUACCAAGUUGAUCAAGGCUGAGGAUGCCGAUCUCGACACUGGUCGCUUUGUCCCCUCCGAGUCUGACAAGGAGGACUUGAAGCCCCACGGCCCUGCCUGGAAGCGUGUCCUCAAGAUGUUUGUCUAA
Messenger RNA from Linnemannia hyalina, 1674 nucleotides. Lineage: Eukaryota; Fungi; Mortierellomycota; Mortierellomycetes; Mortierellales; Mortierellaceae. The record is from the annotation of a GenBank genome assembly.